Molecule: messenger RNA, 2076 nt
Organism: Cynoglossus semilaevis (tongue sole)
Lineage: Eukaryota; Metazoa; Chordata; Actinopteri; Pleuronectiformes; Cynoglossidae
Gene: tsku
Product: tsukushi small leucine rich proteoglycan homolog (Xenopus laevis)
Exons: 3
Coding region: 744-1787 (347 amino acids)
Molecular function (GO): protein binding
Source: RefSeq, a predicted model, not a curated record
UUUAAAAUUUAUUCACGAUGCAUCAUCGAUACAUUUUACUUCAGUGCGAGAGUGGACUUUCAGAAACUUACAGAAAGUUCUAGGCCUUUCCGUAUCUCCAACAGCAGUCAGUUUAGUAAUAUUUGUUUUGCAAAUUAUUUAAAAACAUCACUCUUUUCUCUCAACAACUUGGCCUUUAUUUAGCAACACGGUGUGGCUAGCAAAAGCACAACACCGCUGCGACACUUCCUACUGUAAAAGAACGCACUCGUUCUGAGCUGUGAGUAAACACAAACAGGAUUCGUAAAGAAGGCCUGAGUCCUGGUGCUCAUAUACAACCAUCUGAGUGUGAGAGGGAUUAUACUUUUCACUCUCCGUGUUCACAGCAGGGCGUUUGUGGUUUUUCCUGCGCACACAACACGUGCGUACUCAUGUUCCCGCAGUCCUGGUUUUAUAAAAAAGGACCUUUACUCUAUUUGUAUAACGCCAGUGUUAUUUGAAUAAUGUGUAUAAGGUGGGGCACGGACAGCCCAGGCAGGAGUCUAUUGUUGUUGCUCUUCCUAUCGUUGUCACUGUUUGGGAGUUAGCAGUGCGACACCGGUGAGGGUUGUUGUUCAGUGUCUCCGCGGUGACUGAAUCAGUCAUAACUGGGUCUGAGGAUACCCGUCGUGGGCGGAUGAUGAAAUCACCUCACAUGUACCCCAGUGGACGUCUGACUGGGCGUUAGAAGAGAGUGCGAUUCCUUCCAAACUUCACCGGCCACCAUGGUAGUCCUCCUGUGUUUCAGCUUGUCACUGCUGGCAGCCGUGCAGUGUAACGGCAUCAAGAACUGCCACGCCGGCUGUCGCUGUGAGGUGGAGAGCUUCGGCCUCUUCGACAGCUUCAGCCUGACCAGGGUGGACUGUCGGGGACUGGGACCGGGCACCGUCAUGCCUGUCCCCAUCCCGCUGGACACCACUCACUUAGACCUGUCCUCCAACGCCGUGGGCCCGCUCAGCGACGCCAUGUUGGCAGGACCGGGCUACACCACACUCGUCAGCUUGGAUCUGAGCAACAACCUACUUACAAAGAUUAGCCCCAACGCUUUGUCCAAACUGCGUUACUUGGAGACAUUGGACCUGAGCCACAACAGCCUGGAGAGUCUCCCAUCGAACUGCUUCUCUGGCGUCCCUCUCACCGAAGUCGACCUCAGCCACAACAGCUUCCGGGAGUUCGACUUGGACGUGUUUGGCACCAAGGUCAGCGGUGAACCCAUCAGUGUGGAUCUGUCCAACAACAGACUGGUGUCGGUCGCCAAGACUGAGGGCAAAACGUUACACAUCCAAACCCUCAACCUGUCAGCGAACCGGCUGACCGCUGUGCCGCGGCUGGCCGGACUUCCACUGCGGUACCUCAACCUGGACGGAAACCUCAUCGAGGAAAUCAAGGAGGGAGCCUUCGCUCCGCUGAGAGACCUGGUGUAUCUGUCCAUCAGCAGUCCUCACGCCCUUCACCUGAUCCAGCCUUUCAGCUUCAAGGGCCUCCAGAGCCUGCAGGUCCUGGACCUGUCCAACAACCUCAGACUCAAAGCUCUCAGCACCGCCGUGUUCAGCGGACUGGACGCCCUGCAGGAGCUGAAUUUGUCGGGCUCUGGCGUGGCAUCGCUGCCCAACAACAUGCUGUCCCACCUGCCCAGUGUUAAGAGUAUAACGCUGGGGAAGAACGUCCACUGCAGACGGACGCAGAAACAAGGACAGUUCCACCCGCAGCUGGGUCAGGUCCAGCACAACGAGGUUCUGAGCUGUAAGGAGGAGCGCGUCACGCUGUGAGGCCAGGACGUGGACACAUUCUCAACAAACCUGUGCCUUAUGUGCGUUUAUACGCAAAACGCUUCUGGUGCGACUGGUCAGAAUAUUCAGUCUUAAACUUUUACUGCAGUUCUUACUGUAUCCUCGUGUACCUGCUGUAGCUUCUAGAAAUUCCUGUAACAGAGUUCUUUUUUUACUUCUUAACAAACUUGCAUACACUACAACUAGGGAUGUCCGAUACUAAUGGCCGACCGAUAUUAGCAUAAUUGCCCGAUAUUAGCAUAAUUAUAUAAUAUCUGUUAUCGAUUCU